This is a messenger RNA of Haemonchus placei, 855 nucleotides long. The record is from the annotation of a GenBank genome assembly. Lineage: Eukaryota; Metazoa; Nematoda; Chromadorea; Rhabditida; Trichostrongylidae.
AAGAAAAAGUUGGAUGAGAAUGAAAAAUUGCCUGGUAAAGAUGUGUAUGACAGGAAGAUCUACGACAUAGUCGUUGACGAUGACACCUCUUCUGAAGGCGGUCUUGACGAGCCAUACAUCCCACCGUUCUUGAAGCACGUUGUGGACAUUGUGAAGUCGUUUAGUGGAGGUGGCAACGUCCGAGUUCUCAGUCCCCGAUUUGCACCUCUUUUACCGGACAAGGCGGCAUAUCAUGGAGUAUUGUCACCAGCGCUAUUUCCCUUCUACAAGGAUGAUUCUGAGCAACAAAUCCUACCAGUACCAGAAGUGAGAAUGCUAGAAGACAGUGGUCUCAACGAGAAAGACCGUGAACGAAUUCUCGAAAUGGUGAUGGAAGUUUCCGGAGCUCGAGAGACCGUCGAGAACGCCAUGAAGGUCUUGAAGCAUCUUAAUUCAUUUGGUCUUGGGGACGAGCUGAUGAGCGUCACUGAAAAGAUAGGAGAGAGUUUUGAGCAACUGCGUGCUUCAUUCAACCACGAUCAGGUAAUGGAUCUGGAUCGACGAGGGUACACCUUUAUGGAAGUCGAUCAGAUGAAGAAACUUCAUCGCGAUCAAGGAUUGAAGGAACCUGAACUGGAAAAGCAAGUCGAACUCUAUGGUCGUACGCCGAAAUUCAAACGGGAUCAAACGCUUUGGUUAACCGUAGCCGAUUUAGCCGGCAGAAGUCACGUCAGUUUUACAGAUGUCUUCACGAUAGUCAGCUUCUUAAGGAUUAGAUGCACAAAAGAGAUUAUACAGUACCACCUGUACCUUUUCGGAGUCUACUGGGUCCAAUUCGAUUCAUUAGGAUUGGAAAAGAAGUAUUCUUUGGAUUGA